Messenger RNA from Penicillium expansum, 1080 nucleotides. Its product is annotated as TauD/TfdA dioxygenase family protein. Gene Ontology annotation, cellular component: cytoplasm. The record is from RefSeq and is a predicted model, not a curated record. The transcript has 7 exons. Gene Ontology annotation, molecular function: 2-oxoglutarate-dependent dioxygenase activity. The coding region runs from base 1 to 1080 and encodes 359 amino acids. NCBI's taxonomy places the organism in Eukaryota, Fungi, Ascomycota, Eurotiomycetes, Eurotiales, Aspergillaceae.
AUGGUGUCAGAGACAGUCGAAGCCAAUGGGCCACUCUACCCAGAUUACCUACCCUUCUAUGACCCCCUCGAAAAGGUCGAGAUGGUCGGGCCAUUCGAGCACGAUGACCCGGGCCACCGAGCCGAUCCAUCAUUCCCGAACCUUUUGGAAAAAGCGACUAAUGUCCUGGAAUUGAGCCCUCAUUGUGGAACAGAGCUUCAGGGAGUUCAGAUUUCGGAGCUGUCAACCCAGGGCUUAGACGAAUUGGCCCUCAUGGUCGCAGAACGCGGAUGUUUAGUGUUCAGGGACCAAGAUUUUACGAAUCUGGGCUUUGAGAAGCAGAAGGAGAUCGCCUCUCAUUUUGGGCCCCUUCACAAACAUGGAUGGAUGCCUCAUCCUAAAAAUGGUCCUGAGGAGUUUGUCAUCGUCUAUGACUCCAAGGAUGACUUGCGUAUUCGCAAAUCUUGGGCAAGAAAAAGCCCUAUUCAAUUCCACGUCGAUCAGUCCCCUGAGUCUCAGCCUCCUGGUGCGACAUUCUUCUGCAUGCUCGAGUCCCCUCCAGGAGCGGGUGGAGACACGGUCAUUUCAAACAUGGCCCGCGCAUUUGAUCGCCUUUCUCCUUCAUUCCGCAAGCGACUUGAAGGCCUCAAAGCCGUUCACACCACAGCAAACCCAAUCAUGCGUGAGAUCCGCGACAACGGCCCGGAUUCAGUCUUGCGUCGCCCUAUCACUCGAACCAUUCACCCAGUCGUAGUUGUUCACCCUGUCACUAAAAGAAAAGCUCUAUUUGUCAACUCCUCCUACACCCAAAGCAUUGUUGGCUGGGAUGAGGAAGAGUCAGACUACAUGCUGAAGUUUCUGUUCGAUCAUAUCAAUCGCGGUCAUGAUUUCUGCUGUCGCGUGCGAUAUGAGCCUGGGACUGUGGUUAUCUGGGAUCAGAGAGUGACGCAGCAUUCGCAGACCUUGGAUUAUUCAGCUGGUUCUCGCAGACAUGCUUUCCGCUUGACACCGCUGGCUAAUGUGCCGAUUCCCAGUUUGAUUGAGGAGGAUGAUGGAGAAUGUGCUAAAGAUGAAGGGAGGAUGCUGCUCAAUCUGUGCUGA